Molecule: messenger RNA, 5097 nt
Organism: Symbiodinium sp. CCMP2592
Lineage: Eukaryota; Dinophyceae; Suessiales; Symbiodiniaceae
Source: the annotation of a GenBank genome assembly
AUGACGCAACAGCAUUCAGCGUGGAGGCGGGCACUUCCGACGCCUUGCCGUGCACCGCCUCCUCCAAUUACUGUUGAGGAAAGAUGGCAUCUUGAAGUACUUGACACGCUUCUUGAUGAAAGCGCUGCACAAGACGACGAAUGGGCUUUCUUGGCAGCGACAUUGCUCGACACGCUCGUUGAGUAUUGUCCACAUGCUCGCCAACAGACCAUCGCCCCAGCAUGCCCUUGCGAAGUUAGCCUCGAAAGGACUGUGCCUUUGUCUCCUCACCAACAUCAGACCCUAAAAUUGCUUGAGGCUCUCCCGCACCAGCUGCCCUCCGAAGAGCACGACUGGUUAGACAAUGACCUCGAUGUUGUGUUGAAGUCCAAGGCCCUUCCUCUCGAAGUGCGAACCAGUCUCGUCAAUGUUCAGCCGUGGCACCACGUUGGUGCGCCACCUCCAGACUGCCUCGAAAUUUACACCGAUGGAUCUGCUGCAAUGAGCCCCAAUGAUCUUGGACCCUGUGCCUGGGCUUUUUCCGUCUUUGCCAUUGUUGGCAGCGCUCGUCUGUUGAUUGGUCAUGCAUCGGCGCCCGCCUUCCCUGCGAAUAGCACUUUCCACAUUGGCGAAUCGACAGAUGACGCUUUGACAGCCGAACUUCUUGCGAUCUGCUGGGCCCUCUGCUGGACGGCCCAGCAUGGCCGACGUUUCGGCGUCCCUGUCGAAUUCCUUUAUGAUGCUCUUGCCGCAGGAGGUGGCGCUUUUGGCGUCACAGUACCUGUAGGCUCCACAGGGUCUUCACCAUAUCUCGCACUCGCUGGUUUUGCCGUUGCAUUGCGACAAUAUACCGCCGAGUUGUUGCCUAUCAAGCACAGCCAUGUUAAGGGCCACACCGGCUGCUUGGGCAAUGAGCUUUGUGAUGCCCUUGCCAAACACGCCAGACGUCUUCCACAGGAUGACCAUGCCUUCUGUCUUCCCGAUUGGCCGCGGCUUUGGGCAAUGCACCCCCUUCGCGACUGGGCCUGGGCUACCCUCCCGGGACACGGUGACUUGGCAUCCCUUUUCUGCUUUGGAGUUGAAGCUAGCUUAGGGCGCAGAGUACACAAGGCUCCACCGUGCAGCCCUACCUUUGGCGUACAGGACCAUCACUUACCAUCGACACAGGUCGGGUAUGUCUUUUUCUGUGUUACGCUCAAUGUCCUUACUCUUCGGGAGCCGCGCCCGCACCAGUCCGGCGGAUGCACCGGUCUCCGGAUCACGGGACGCAAGGACGUACUCAAAGCAUCGCUUAAGCCCUUCGAUCCCCUUUUCGUUGGGUUACAAGAAACCCGUCUGCCAGAUUCUUCCGUGCUUCCUGAUGCCGAUUACUAUAUUUAUAGUUCCGGUGCCACAGCAUCCGGCACUGGUGGAUGCGCGUUGUGGGUAGCCAAAGACCUGCCUCUGUAUACCGAAGGCAACCAGGCAGUGCGAGUCAAGCCACAGGACGUUACUGUCGUUGGUGCAUCGCACAGACAUCUUGCGGUUAACCUAGUUACCCCCAGGAUACAGUUGCAUAUCCAGGUCGUGCAUGCACCCUCAGCCGCCUCCGUGCCUAUUGAUGUCUGCCACGCCUUUUGGAAUGAACGAGCAUGCGAAAUCCUACGCCGGCCUGAGGGCGCAGACUUUCUCAUACUUUGUGAUGCGAACUCUCGUCUUGGUGAUUGCACAUCCGAGCUCGUUGGAGACUGCGGUGCCGAACAAGAAGGCCCGGCCGGGGAAGCCUUCCACGCCUUCCUUGUCAAAGUAGGGGCCCUUGCGCCAUCUACCUGGAGUCAGUGGCACCAGGGUGGCUCGCCCACUUGGUGCUCCCCCAACGGCACGUGGUCUCGUAUUGACUAUGUUCUCGUGCCAAGCACCUGGAGACAUGCAGUCCUUGUCUCUCGCACCCUACCACAGGUCGAGUUGUUACAAGUCAGAGAGGACCAUUUCCCGGCACACCUGCUCUGCGCCUUCACGCGCCCUGCUCCACCCUCUUUUUAUCAGAGUAGCCAAAAACGAGUCAUACGGCCUGCCAAACAGGAAGUGGCCCAGGCAGACCUUGACUCUUUCGCGCACUCUUUGCCACAGCAACCAUGGUCUAGCAAUGUUGACGAGCAUUACGCAGAGCUAGUCCAAGCAUGGCAUGGCUUUGGGGACGCUAUCGUGCGUCAUGGCCCGACGGUGCCCCGUCAGCCAUACCUUACCACCAAUACACUCGAUCUUAUUCAGGAAAGGAAAGCACUCAGACCUGCUCUCAAGAAUGAAGCACAGGAGCGACGACUUCGGUGGCUCAUACUUGGGUUCGGUGCCUUCAUCCUGCACAGUCGUGGUGACUCCUUCAACGACGCUCAGCUUGCCCUUGCAGACAGCUGGAUGCGUACAGUUGAUCGUAAUGAAGCUGUUGUUGUCGCCAACUACCGUCGUACUGCCUUUGCACUCCGGAGAGCUGUCGCAGCAGACAAGGCAGCCCACAUCCAAGUCCUUGCCGACGAUCUUGCCGCCCGCAACAUCCAAGACUCCAGGUCCCUUUAUCAAGCACUCCGCAAAGUGUUUCCGUCUGCGCGCGCUUCCCGCCGUUCAUCAGCCCGAGCCCUGCCGAUGCUGCAACUUGAUGAUGGGUCCUUCGCGACCACUACCUCGGAUCGUGCAGAAGCCUGGCGUCGGCAUUUUGCCUCACAGGAGGCUGGCACCCUUGUUACUCCCGACGAGUACGCGGCAGACUUACAGGCUUCAGAGGUUCUUCCCUGGCAGCUUGACAUGCGGGUUCCACCUACUCUUGCGAAGGUCGAACAGCUCAUUAUCUCAGCCAAACGAGGAAAAGCUGCCGGACCGGACGGCAUAACCACCGAGCUGUUGCAACUCAAUGCACCUGCAGCUGCGAGACAGUUGAUACCUGUCUAUCUCAAAGCCACACUUCGUGUGUAUGAACCAGUUGCAUUCAGAGGCGGCGAUCUCUGCUGUUUGGCGAAGCGUGCCAGCGGCGCCCUGACAUGCGAGGCGUUCCGCUCGAUACUCGUUUCAUCGGUUCCUGGAAAGCUGCUUCAUCGCAAUCUUCGGGAAGUGCUCAAGCCUCUCCUUGUCGAUUCCCAGCCUGUCUUUCAGUCGGGCGUCGCAGCUGGUCAGGGCAUUGUAGGAGUCGCAUUGGUUGCCCGAACCUUUUUCUCCAUGUGCUCUGGCCAAGGAUCAUAUGCCGCUCUUGCGUUCUUUGAUUUGCAGGCUGCUUUCUAUGGAAUCCUGCGCCAGACGAUCGUUCCACAUGCCGAAGAUGACUCAAAGCUACUCAGGCUUUUCUACGAUCUGCGACUGCCUGCAGAGGCUAUUAGCGAACUGAAAGCCCACCUCGAGUCCAUCGCUCAGCUACCAUUGCUCGGCGCUUCAUCUCACGCCAUUGCCAUUGUACAAGAUCUGUUCAGAGGUACGAUCUCGCCCGGGCGACCCGACGACCUGCUCUUUGGCUUCAGUCUGGCCGCCGCGCUCAAGGCCAUUCAGCACCGACUUGUCGAGGCAGAUCUAGUUCCUCACCUACCGUGCACACAGCGUCCUACUUGCGUCGACCUCGAGGGGCCUAUUCCAAUCGGACAGCCCGCCUGGGCAGAUGAUUUCGUUGCGCCACAAAAUGGUCCAACCCCUGUUGAGUUAGUUCAGCGUACCGGAGCCACCAUCCGUACCAUCGUCGACUAUACCACUUCUGUUGGCAUGACAGUCAAGUGCGGCAGGGAUAAGACUGCGGUCCUCUUUCCGCCUGCUGUACUUCAGAGAGCUGAACACCUCUUUGAGCGUGAUGAUCAAGGCCAGCUCUGCCUCGGUCUAGAAAAUGGUGUCACUCAUACACACUAUCAAGUGCCGAUUGUUGAGUCCUACCGACACCUUGGUGGCAUUGUCACAUCGACGGGCACGCCUCUGGAACAGUCAAGCCUUUGCGCAAGAAGUUCUUCAGCGCUAGCUAGCGAAUACCCUCUCGAUACUCGAGCAUACAUCCUGCGCUCGCUGGUGCUUUCAAAGUUCGCCCAUUCUGCUGCGUCCCUCAUGCUUUGCGUCGCCUGCCAUGCUCGCGUUUGGGAGCAGCACUACAUGUCCCUCUGGCGUACGCUCUUCCGCCGCAAGACAGCGUCCUGCCAGAAGCAUUGUUAUCGCGUGCUGCACGAAGCGCAGGCAGCUUCGCCCACUCUUGCCCUUGCUAGCGCCCGCGCUGGCUUUGUCAGUCGCCUUUUCCGGCAUGGCCCCAAGGAAUUGCUUGCCCUUCUCUGGGAUCAUUGGGUUGUUCAGCCGCGCACGGCAUGGUUAGCCCAGCUACGUGAUGACAUUGCCCUGGUUUCUUCCUACGUCCCGGAUGUCGUUGGACUCCUUGGCAAUGAUCGUGUGCUGGGUUUGCUUGAUGCGUACAGUCAUGACUGUUCCUGGUGGCCGAGACAGGUCAAGACCGCCACCAAGAUCUUCCUACGCGAUCUUGCAACUUGGGUAACUGCAGGGCAAGAGCCUGCUCGCCGCCUUGUUUCCGGCACGCCUGCAGGUGGGGAAUAUGCUUGCUACCUAUGCCAAGCCUCUUUUCCACUUCGCAAGCAUUUGCAUGUGCACCUUGCGCGGGCACACCAAGUGUUUUCACCUGCGCGACAUUAUGCUACCAGCGAGACCUGUGCUGCGUGCCAUAAGGUGUUCCCGAAUAUCCUUCUUGCACAGCAACACCUCAAAAGAUCGGAUGCUUGUCUUAUGCGAUGCCUGUACUUGCAUCGCCCUCUGACCUGCGACCAGUUUCGACAGUUAGAGGUCGAUAUGAAAGUGCAGCAACGUAAAGUCCGCCGAGGCGGAUGGCGACACUUUCGUGGCAUUGUUCCGUCUGCCCGCGCCCCUUUUGCAUUUGGACCUAAACUUCCUACCACUGUUGAGAAGUUGCAGGGUUCCAGCACCGCCGGGGACGAAUCCGAUCUUCUGUCCACCCUCACACGUGGAUUCCAUCCAGAGCCAGCCCAUGUCGUCUGGGUCACUGAUUUUGUGCAAGGUCGCAGCCGAGAAAAGGCGCGCACCACAGCACAUCGCUUCUGGAUGCAGCGACCAUGUGUGCAGCAGGUUUCCGCCGUUUCACUUACCAUGAAUUCAUAG